This is a messenger RNA of Neurospora tetrasperma FGSC 2508, 1544 nucleotides long. RefSeq lists its product as uncharacterized. Bases 184 to 678 code for a protein of 164 amino acids. The transcript has a single exon. The record is from RefSeq and is a predicted model, not a curated record. Lineage: Eukaryota; Fungi; Ascomycota; Sordariomycetes; Sordariales; Sordariaceae.
CUUCGCCGUCAUAUAUCCCUAUCACGCUCGCGGACUAGCACGGUCGGCGACACACCAACAUAGACAUUAUCCAAUCCAACCGGCCACUAGGUUUUACUCGUCUAGCCAGUUAGCCUUCAACCACCACCCCAGUCCUUCCCCUCGUCUACUUGACCCUUGCCAUCGCCCACUCCCGCUUCCAACAUGGCGUCCCUCGUUGAACAUGAGCGGAACAAGGCCGGCCUGCACCUUGAGACCACCACGACCCGCCUCGAGCCAAAGACUUCCCGAGAUACCCUCAUUCCCGACGGCCUCUCUCCCAUGGCCGAAAAGAACAUGACAUUAUCGCGCCCCUCAGACGUCUCUACCCCCUACAGCGCUCGUGCCAAUCCCUUCGAGUCCGACAUCGAAGCCAUGGUCACCAAUGAAACCUGCGUCAAGAAGAGCACAACAACAAAGGGAGCCACAACAGAGUGCCAGGUAUGGCCCGGUCAAGACCACUGGAAGCAAAAGGCGAAGGAUGCCAAGAUGAACCGUCACACUUGCAACUGUCUGGCGCAAAUGAGCAAACGCAACCGCAUCAUCGUCAAGGUCAUGAUCGGCUUGCUCGUUAUUGGUCUUGCCGUUGGCGUGGGCUUCGGCGUCAGCAAGCCGCUCGGUGCCGGCAUCUGGAAGAGCGAGAGGCAGAACCAAAAAUAACUGGACCAUCUAUGGGACACCUGGGUGCCGCCUUCUCGUUGAGAAUCUCUUGUUGGAUCCGCACAAUCGCCCAACAUGCGCAUCAUGAGGAUGCCGCGACUACAAAGAGGACGACUUCAUAGCCCUCUGUUUGAUAACCCUACCCGGCCCGCAACAGCCUGCCGACACUUUCCUUUGUCUUUUGUCUGUCGUUUCUUGGCAGGCUGCAUAACCGCCUUGCUUUUUGGUCUUCCAAGCGGUUACGGCGUUAAAAUGGUUUUAUAUCCUUCGUGCUCGGUCGGCCAUAGAACGCGACACAUGCGGAUGGCGUUGGGCGGAGUUUAGUUCGACUUGUUUCGAUAUGGCGAAAUGGAUUUUGACAACUACAUCUAUUCUUCUUGAUGCAAAUGGUUUGGGAAAGAAAGAGAAGGGAUAUUGAGGGGCUGUCAUGAUACAUCUUCAAGAGGAAGAACGUGAAGGAAAAGCGAUUGGUACAUGAUAUAUGCAACGCAAGGGAGAAAAGGGAUGACAAGGAAGCUGAAUGGAGCGGGGGCUGAAGACUUGAGCCACUGGGCUGGACCUGGACGAUGAUGGGAACAUGACGGAUUUCCCCAAAGCAUUGCAAGACUUAAUUCAGCAUCAGAUAUGGUUAUGGAUGCAGAUCUGAGAAGUGAGUCAGAAAGGCUCAUGCAGCUUGUAUCAGUUGGUUGUCAGUUGUUGUUGUGGUUGCUUCAGUUAGUGUUGCGAUUUGUGGAUGACUAAUGACAAUGGGUGCCCUUGCUGGUAUGCUUGGGUGCUUUGCUUCCCUGGUAUACUGUUCUCGUCCCGUUGACGUUGUUAUGUUAUUGUCGGCUUAGAUGGCUUUGCAAAGAUCAUGACUUGUUUGU